AUUAGGCUUUCAUCUUUCCUUUUUCCUUCAAAGAGUCUUUGCCUUUUAUGUCCAUGACGCUAGCGGCCCUGAGAGGUGGGCCAGCAAAUGCUUUUCAAAUCCUCUUUUGCAGGUGGGGCCCCGAGGCCCAGAGAGGUUAGGCAAUUUGCCUCAGGCCACAGAGCGUGUCAGCGGGCUUGGACCCGCUUCUCUGGGAAGAACCAAGUGCCGGCUUCUCCCCGGAGGACCCUGUCUGUAGGGAAGGGGCCCGGCUGCUGGGGUGCGGGGCGCUCGGUGGGUACAGGCGAUGCCAGGAGCCCCGUUGGGGGAGGCAGGUCCUGGGGCUGAACCACAAUCUCGGGGCUGCCAGCCCGGGGCUGGCUCUGUGCCCGGGGCCCAGGGUUUCCGCUCACAGAUGUCCCAACAGCCCCGCGAGGGCGGGAAGGGCACCCAAAAAGGAAGAUGUCUUGCUCCCCUCAGCCCCAAACCACAGUGGCCUGUGAGACCGCGGCUCCUGGGCCGAGACCGGCCCGCAGGCCAGCAAGGGGCCCGGCCGGCCGACCUGCCCCUCCGUCCCCCGCCCGGCGCCUGGCCGGUGGCACGGACCCCCGGCUGCCCGUCACCCCAGGAAGGCUGAGGCUGCACUUUGCAUCAUCCUUGGGCGUGGAGCUGACCUCGAAGAACGAAUUCGAAGAAAACAGGAGGAGGAGCAGGCAUCCCGCGGUGCCCAGCGCCCAUUGGCCGCCCGUGGAAACUUUGGUUUUUGGGGUCAUGUUCCCAGAAGGCCUGCCCUCCCCCCUGCCCCUCCCCACCCACCUCACGAGGUGUUGGCCAAUCGCUCUGGCAGGCAAUAAAGUGGCUGUCAGCCCGCAGGGCUCCCAGCCCGGAGGUGUCAUCCCCAACAGGCACAGGCCGGAGCGUGGACACCCAGCAUGUGGGCACAGCCUAUGAGGAGGACGCUGCUCAGGUCACAGUCAGCCAGGCACAGGGGCCCUGGAGCCCACACAAUCACACAGCCACAUAGCCACACCCACAGGGUGACACACGCCGGGCGAUGUGACAUCAUCCGGAACCCUCAAUCUCACCAACCCGGGAACCCCCACAUGCAGCCCUGGGCCCCACGGUGGAUGGGGCCCGUCUGAUCUCUUCAACCUUACACAGACCUGCACCCACAGCAGGCGCACACCUGGCCCCACGUGCGCACUCAGCAGACACCUGGGGAGGCGGGGAGGCGGGGAGGGGGCCCAGUGGUCGCUGUGCCUGAGGCCCCGGCCCCUCCGCCCGUCCCCCCCCACCCCCCAGCAGCAUCUUCCCCGGGGCCGGGCGAUUAUUAGGAAGGGAACGUGGUGUCACUGCCUUCCGGCCAUUGCACCACAGGCCCCUUCCGACCACGUGGCUGCUGGUGAGUGGGGGGAGGAGGGCGAGCGGUCACUGUGCCUGCCACCCCCCUCCCCAAACAUUCCCACAGGCUCCCAGCCUGGCAGCCAGGCUCCCUCCCCUGUGGGCCUGGCAGACAGGGGUGGCCACCUAUGGAGAGAGGAGGAAGGCUCAAGGUUGGGGGACAGGCUGGCCCUGUGUGACUUGGGCAGCCCUUCUUCAGCACCUUGGUUUUCCCGUCAGUAAAAUGGGUCGGUCACAGGGGGCCCAGGGCCCUGGGGCAAUCCCGUCCCUUAGCCUGGAGGCCUUGCCAAGAGCAAUCCCACCUGGUCCACCCCUGUCGGCUCCAGGCCCCACUGCCUCCUCUCCAUGGCCUCCUUGGUGGAUUGCAGCCCCUGUUUCAGGUGCUGGGCAGGUGCGGUGGCCCCAGCAGGUGCGCCCAUGCCCCCUCCGCGGCACAGAGCCGGGAGGAUGGGCUGCACCCUCUGAGCGCCCUCCCCCACCCCUGAAAGCUGGCCCCCGCAUGGCUUUCUCGCCAAGUCAGGUGACACCCCCUCUUUCUGCCCCAGGUCUGAUCCUCAGGCUCCUGUUCCUGAACCCAGUGUUCAUGGGUGCCUGCCCGGGCGAUGGCCAAAAGCUCCUCGAGCAGCUGUGGAACCAGGCGAACCUCCUGCAGGACACCAGCUUGCUCCUGGACCCCUAUGUCCACAUCCAAGGCCUUGACAUGUCUGGACUGAAACAGGGCUGCCAGGAGCGCCCCGGGGUCUUCCCCAGCAAGCAGGCCCUGGAGGGGCUCAGCAGGAAGGACUUCCUGCGGACACUCAACACCCAGCUGGGCCAGGUGCUGCGCAGGCUGCACGCGUUCCAGCGGGACAUGCCCAACGUCCAGGCCUGGGGGAUGGCCAUCAGGUACAUCCACGGGAUCAGGAACAACAUCCACUGCAUGGGGGAGCUGCUCCCGGGCUCCCCGGACACGGCUGCACCCCCGCAGGCGGGCCCGGGGCCCUCACCGCCGCCCACCCGCACCCCGGACGCCUUCCAGCUCAAGUUGAAGGGCUGCCGGUUCCUGCGUGGCUUCCACCGCUUCAUGCACUCGGCAAGGCAGGUCUUCCACGAGUGGAGGGAGACCUGGAGUCGGAGGAGCCGGAGACAAAGCCCCCGCCAGGCCCGGCCGAGGGGGGUGCGCAGGGCGCGCGGGAUGCAACCCUCCAGGAGGGGCAGGAGACUCGUGCCCAGGGGGCAGCUGCCCCGGUAGCCCCCCCACCGCCCCCCCAGCAGGGGGAGGACCAGCAGGUGCUCUCAGGAUGGUGCCCGGGUCUCCACACCUGCUUCCCAUCUCUCCCAAGUGCACUUUAAGGGGUGAGAGCCUGGUCGGCUCCUCUACCUCCUCCCGGACUGGGGGACAGGACCUCACCAUUGUGCCCCCCCAGCCCCGACUUCCCCAGUCCCAGUGGGGUGGCUGGGUCAGGCCACGCGGGGCCAACUUUCCAUUGAUUCAGGGGUCUGAUGACACAGGCUGACUCAUGGCCAGACUGACCGCCACCCCCCACUCCGCUGCCCGGAGGUCUGCUGGCCCUUCCCUCUCAUGACUUGCAGAGCCGUGGCCCCCAGACUUCCUCCUUUUAGUGGCGGCUGGUUCCAAGGGGGAGGGGGGUGGUGGUCAGGGCCUGAGCUGGCCUCGGAUGCCUCAUUGCCAGACACCUGGACGUCUGGUGACCUCACUGCAGGCAGCUGUGACCGGGGCGAGUGUCCUGCAGGAAGCCCUGAUGGGCCGGUCCCAGGAAAGGGGCUCAGGGCCCAGCGUGGCCCCUCGGCCACGUGACCUCCCCGGCCCUCGGGUUUUGUCUUUGUGAAUGGAAGGGGGUGGGGGCCGGGGAAAGCUGUGCCUGUCAGCUGCUGGGACUCACUGACACAGGAUGGGUUUCAAGUUCUUUCCAUAAACUGGGGUCCGGGUGCAGACGGACCGGGGUGCAGACUGAGUUCUGUGCAGGGAACCUCCCAGCCAGCGCCCGGCAGCGCCCGGCCUCGGGUUCUGGCUGCCGGCUGCUCCCCCUGGUGGUGGGUCGUGGAAUUUCUCUCAGGCCGAAACCGAUUGUCCUGCGGGUUCUGGGCCAGUUCCUUGAAGGAAUGUGAUUAAUUUAUCGUUGUUUUUUUUUUUUUUUUUUUAUCAGUUUGUAUCUGUUUUUUUUUAAACAUUUUUAUUUAUGAGGCUUAUUUAUGAUGUGUAUUUAAUGUUAAUAUUGUGCCAAUGU
Messenger RNA from Myotis myotis, 3608 nucleotides. RefSeq names its product oncostatin M (gene OSM). Bases 1604 to 2611 code for a protein of 335 amino acids. The transcript has 3 exons. The record is from RefSeq and is a predicted model, not a curated record. NCBI's taxonomy places the organism in Eukaryota, Metazoa, Chordata, Mammalia, Chiroptera, Vespertilionidae. Gene Ontology annotation, cellular component: extracellular region. Gene Ontology annotation, biological process: oncostatin-M-mediated signaling pathway; immune response. Gene Ontology annotation, molecular function: oncostatin-M receptor binding; cytokine activity.